AUGAUGAAUGAACAAAUUUUUUCAAAUGACCAAUGUAAUCCUGUAAUGUUAGUUAGUGGAAGUUGGAAAUCAAAGGCGGCUACGAUUUUAAUAGUUGAUGAUUAUACCUUUCCACUUCAAGACUUUGCGCCGGCAAGAAUGCAAUAUGAGGGCCUUGAAGAAGGAGAAGAAGAAGAAGAUGAUGAUAAUGAGAAUGAUGAAAAUGAUCAGUCGAGUCAAUUAUACAAUGGAUCUCUUACUAUUGCUGUUAAUAAUUCAGCUAUAUAUAAACAUGACAAGAAUUAUGUUUAUGGUAACGCUACCAAUGAAGAUGUGAAAAGUAUGAAUGAAUGUGAGUUAAUUAGUAAGUCAAAAUAUCAUCAUGUUAGUAAUAUAAAUCGUACAUUAAAACGUCGAUAUAAGAAAUGUUCUAAUGUUUAUAACAAUUUGAAAGGAUAUAUUCGAAAUCACGAUAAGAAGCUUUCUUAA
This is a messenger RNA of Hemisphaericaspora subhashii, 468 nucleotides long. RefSeq lists its product as uncharacterized. The transcript has 2 exons. The record is from RefSeq and is a predicted model, not a curated record. The coding region runs from base 1 to 468 and encodes 155 amino acids. NCBI's taxonomy places the organism in Eukaryota, Fungi, Ascomycota, Pichiomycetes, Serinales, Debaryomycetaceae.